Messenger RNA from Gadus morhua (Atlantic cod), 5945 nucleotides. Its product is annotated as Sema and PSI domain-containing protein. Gene Ontology annotation, biological process: positive regulation of cell migration; axon guidance; neural crest cell migration. Gene Ontology annotation, molecular function: semaphorin receptor binding; chemorepellent activity. The coding region runs from base 180 to 2111 and encodes 643 amino acids. The record is from RefSeq and is a predicted model, not a curated record. The transcript is spliced from 14 exons. NCBI's taxonomy places the organism in Eukaryota, Metazoa, Chordata, Actinopteri, Gadiformes, Gadidae. Gene Ontology annotation, cellular component: plasma membrane.
AAACAGGAAGCGCACGGAGCUGUGGCCAGGAGCGGGUAGCGCACAUCAAGCAGGCUGAACCGAGGAGCAGGCGGAGGAGCGGCUGCAGCUCUAUCAUCACAUAGGGAUUUCGGCAGAGCACUGUUCUUUGGAAGAAUAUUUGCACGAGUCAGGCGACCCUUCAACGCACACUCCCGAAGAUGAAUUACUUAAUUUUUAUGUCAGUGUUCUUUUCCGCGGUUCUCGCGGAAAAAUCAGCACGCCUGAAAUUCCUUGUGCACGGACCCCCCCGGUUCCACUUUGCCAAGCCUGAGAACUACAUCAGCAUGUACCACCAGGAAGGUACCAACACGCUGUACGUAGGGGGGAAGGCCAUGGUCUUCAUCCUCACCUUCACAGACCGAGGGGUCCGCGACCUGCAGAUCCCUGUGGAGAGCGAUGACACCGCCAAAGCCACAUGCAUGGCCAAGGCCGCCCCGCCCAAGUUGGAGUGUGAUAAUUUCAUCACUGUCGUCCAGAAGGUUAAUGACACCUUUGUCGUGUGUGGAACCAAUGCUGGGAGCCCCAAGUGCUGGUUGCUGGUCAACGAGACGGUGCUGACUGAUGCCCAGGGCAGUGGGCUGAUUGGCUCGCCGUCCGACAUUUCCCCACCGUACCCCUCCCAGAAGGCCAUAAGCCUCGCCACAGACGGCGGGAGCCUCUACUCAGCCCUGUCAUCGGUGGGGGGUCACACGGGAUCCAUUCGCCGCACCUUCGGCUCCCAGAAACUGCUGAAGGCUGAGAACGUCUGGUUGCUCAAUCCCCAGUUCGCCGGUGCAGCCAUCAUCCCGUCCUCCCUGAAGUACAAGGAGGAGAUCUACUUCUUCUUCAGCGAGUUCAACAAGACGGCCCGGGUGGAUGAGGAGCCGUAUCGGGCCCGCAUCGGGAGGAUCUGCACUGUGGACGAGGGGGGCAUCAAGCCGUUGCUAACCGACUCGUGGACCACCUUCAUGAAGGCGCGUAUGAUGUGUGGCUCUGGCAGCACCCAGCAGCAGUACAACAACAUCCGGCAGGCGGUGGUGCUCACGGCCCAGGACAAGCGCGCUGGCGUCCUGUACGGACUGUUCUCCAACCCAUGGGGGAGAACAGUGAUCUGUGCCUACUCCAUAGAGGACAUCGACCAGGCCUUCUCCACCUCCAAGCUACGAGGAUACAGCAGCCCCUUCACCGGAAACCGCCCCGGAACGUGUGUCCGCAGGAACUCCACGGCUGGGGGCCACAACGACAUCAAGAACCUGGGCAUCAUCCGGUACCACCCUGAGAUCGAGGACGUGAUCCGGCCGGUGGGCGUGGCGCCGCUGGACCUGCCGACCGACGACCAGAUCACCCACACCGUGGCCGACAUCGUGCUGGCAGUCAACGAUGAGCACUACAGCGUCCUGUACCUGGGGACCGAACAAGGCAAGGUCCUCAAGGUCCUGCACACCAGUGAGGACGCCUUCGUCAUCGCCCAGUACACCCUGUUCCACAAUGAGGGCCCCGUCCAGAACAUGGCCAUUGACGGGCCAAAGGGACACCUCUAUGUUGGCACAGCGAUGGAGGUCCAGAGGCUGCAACUGGCUGACUGCGGUCGUUAUGGUGACACGUGCAGGGACUGCAUCCUCUCCCGGGAUCCGUACUGCGGAUGGGACAGGGCCAGGAGGAAGUGUGUCCCCAUUCCAACUGGCUACAACAUCACCACUGGGUCUCUGAUUCAGAACCUCGAUCAGUCCAACGCUUCUGUUUGCGGGGUAGCUGCUGCAGCCCAAAAGCAACACAAAACCUCCCCCAAGAACGUGGUGGUGGGGUCCAGCACCUCCGUUUUCCUGCCCUGCCCCGUGCGCUCCUUCCACGCCACCUACCGCUGGGAGAUGGACAACUUCAUGAAGAGCUACCCCUGCCUGUUCUCCGGGGACUCAUGCGUUCUAGGGCCCACAGCGGUGGACCUGCCCCUGAAGGAGGGCGUGUUCCGCUGCAUGGCCACCGAGGACGGCGUCAAGACGGAGGUCAUCUCCUACCGCUUGGUGUACAACGCGGGGCCCCUGGCCGCCUCGCUGGCCUCCACCCUGGGCUCCUCCCUGCUGCUGGCGGUGGCCGCACUCUGGCUGCUGUAACUCUAGCCCAUGCUAACGCUAACCCCUGUCUCUGUCUUCACCGAGGUCUCCAUGGUGACAGGAGGAAUAAGAGGCGGGCGUGGCCACCGUCUGAGGUCCAGGUCAGGUUCGCAGAGCAUGGAGGUACAAAAAGAGUUUGAGAUGCUCUCCUCGAGGAACCUUUUUCUCCCGUAUUGAUUUUAUUAUUAUUAUUUUAUUUUUUUGGGGGGGGAAAAUGUGUGAAAAAAGUUUUCAGGCCGAAUGUCAGAUUCAAUUGAUAAAAAAGCAUAAUUGUAAUGGUCGUAGUAUGAAAGCUGCAUCAAAUCAAAACCACAUAUUUUACAAUGAGUCGUCUGCAAAUUGAAGCAUUGUUGCCUAUGAAUUAUAGGAAACAUAUUAAGAAUGAAUCUAGAUCCAUACUCCGACAAGUGCUUUGCGAACCUUGCCUUUUCUGACUUAAAAAUAAAAUACAUAUCCGACAAGUGGAGUAAAAAUACAAUACUAAGCCAAUUACAAUAUUUCCGCCAGUCCGCAAAUCACUUUAAUAGCUAUACUUAAUAGUGCUUAUUUGUGAAAUUGUGAACCUUUAUCACUGCUCAUACAUCUAAACACACAUACACACAUGCUCAUUGAAACUUUGUUCGUACAUCUAGCUAGUGCAUCUCUAUAAGUAAAGGAAAUAAAUAAAUCUGAUAAGGAGAUCUGAUGAAACUCUAAGAAAGCCUUAACUCUUUUGGGACAUUGGCCCCUAAGCACAAUCCUUUGGCAGACGAGGAGGAGGUGAAACAUGGCCGCAACGCUUGUCUCUGUAAGCACUGCAGUCAAGCGCGACGACAGUGUUGGGGAGCAAGCAGCCGCCUAAUGACAGGAAGUAGGCGGACGGGUACAAACUCAUUCUGGAAACAUCACUGUGUCUCAGCAAAAAAGGCAGGGUUUGGUUUUUUUUUUGGAACGAUAUCAGUCGUAUUUUAUCUUACUCUUUGUUCUUGCUGUAAUUUGCUCUGCUCUGUGCUUUUUAUUUAAACAAUCGUGUGGUAAUAACAACCCAAAUAUGUGAUAUAUUUUUAUCAUACUAUAGGGCUUGUACAUCGUGACGUCACAAUGCAAUGGCUGCCUCCGUUUCGGAAGUAUAGGAGCAAAGGAAUGUUAUUGGUAGUGAUGGUGUUUGGUUAUUGUUUAGUGAUUAAUCGUGAAAUUAUUUGUCCUUACCGGUGACAUUGUUCUGUUUGAAACUGCUGCAGCGUUUCUCAUGCGAGAUGUGGCAAAACAAAGUUUUGAUAAUCCUAGGUUAGGGUAUUUUUUCGUUUAGGGUUUAACAUUACUACUACCCUCUUGAUUCAACACAAUGGGGGAGUAUCGCCAACAAAAAAUCCCAUGAUGCAUUCUGAUGUACAAGCCCUAUUGCUAUUACAACUGUAGAAAAUAUCAAGUGGAAAUCCUUUAAGAAAUUUGGAUAUUAUGACCAAAACAGAAAUACACUGAACCUAAAUACAAAUAUUUUAUUAUGCAGAAAGGGAGUCCAUGAAAUACUGUGUAUCCAAUAAUGUAAUUAUAAGUUGAUAAUUCGUAUUUUAUGGAUGACGUGCCAUAAUGCCAUAAAGCAGCGUAAAAAAAAAGAGCUAAUACAAGAUGUUUUCUUUACUUUUCACGCUUUUGUUGGUGGUCAGACUAUUAUGGUGACCCGACAGCGUUUGUCUCUGACUCUGGCCCCAGCAGCCAGAGCAGCCAAGAGGGCUCCUGUGUGUACCAUUCAGCUCAUCCUGGACCCAAAUGCAUGACUUUUGCUUUACAUUCAUCCCUCAUCCAAUGUACAAACAAAAAAUGUAUUGUAAAUGUGGUGUGCUUUUUUGCUUUCACCUUUUCAGUUCCAAAAAAGACAUCCACAUGAGUGCAAUGGGCAGAGGAGGAUUAAAGUUUCGUAGUUUGUGUGUUAGAUUUGUUGUUUCAUAGUUUAACCUGAGAAUAGAAAGAAAGGUUGUGAUUGUUACAAUAUGCUAUGUGAAGAAUGUUAUGUAUUUCAUUGCUCUGCCAGUGCUGAAUCCUACCGUUGCUGCCUAUGUAUGUGACUGUAUUGUCUUGUUAGUUUGAGGUUUUAUAGGCCAUAGUUAUAACAUGAUGUGUAACCAUCGAAUACUUUGACCGCGACCACCCCACUCCAGCCAAGGGAGACCCAUGUUAACAGGCAGACUUUGACUGGGUUGAUUUCAUACCCAGCCAAAGCGCCCAGAAGAGAAAGAGAUGGCAUGAUUCACUAUCUUAACCUAGCGCCAGAGGCAGAUCCCAACGCAUUUGCUUGACCUCGUAGUGUUAUCAUUAACAACAAAAAAUAUUCUCUCUGUGGUGUUGACUGUGACAGUUACACUGCUGUUGUACUACAAUUUCCACUCAUAAAAUAACACUGAAUCUAUAGACCAAAGGCAUGCACGGUAAUUCAUAAUAUAGCGGUCGCUGCAACUGGCCACGGAAAUCAUUGUUAAAUAAUAUUGCUUCCCCCCGGCUUAACCAAACUAAUUAUUAUGUCGGGGACAACAUAAAUAGGCCUAGUCAAUCAGACUUUGGGGCCGACAGACAAUGAUUAUUAAUUUCGGUCCAAGGCGGAAAUAUAUAACAAUGGAUGAAUCUUGCCGUCAGUAAACAGUCUCACUCUGCGCCUGGUCUGGUUGUUUUGUCCUCCUAAUGUGAGGGCUGCUGCUUACUGCAUUGCACUGAAACAGACUGUGAACUGUGUCGUAUACUAGCGCUUGUCCACAUCCACAUGCCUGGUGGUUGGCUUGUUCCCCUGUACCAAUCUAUUGCAGCAGACACUUCAUCCAUGCAAAGGGCUUAGAGACAUCGCAGCACAUUGGGGACUGAAUCCAGUACCCCCCCCCCCCCCCCCCCCCCCCCCCCGAGCAUCAACCCCAGCAGAACCAUAUGGCCCAAACACUGCUAGCUACACAUGCAAGAAGGCUUUGCUUUAUGAGGAGUCCAAAGCCCCACCGGGCUCACUCCUAACUGCUGUAAUCUGUACCAUCGUGUUUUCUAAAAACACAAUGUUUUGUGUUUUGUGUGGAUCACAGAGCGGCACGGCGCUGCAGCCAACAGCGGUUCAAUUAAGAAAAUGAGCCUCGGCGUCGGCCAUUGUUGGGCCCAUGGGGCUUCCUCUUCUGCCUCCCUUGUUCGGUUUCGGUUUUAGCACCUCAAUGAAGGGCCGUGUGUCAGAACGGUAGAUGGUAAAAGCAGGCAGUGAGUUGAGGCUGCAGCAUAGAUUAUGUUCACUCUUCAUUGCCGCUCUGGCUGGUGCUACUGGUGUAUUAUAUACAGACGAUUCUCAUUGAGCACUUUAGUUAAUCACCCCCCACUACAGGCCAUCGCUCUCAUGACAUCACUUAAUACGCCUCGCACAGCACAGGCUGCAUCUGCCCUUGAAACUGGCUCAGAGCUGCUGAUGCUUCUGCUAUUGCUGCUGCACCAAAGGCUACGGCAUACUACAGGUUUUUAACACACAGUCAUACUCAUAAACCGGCCGUUUAACAAAAACACUGGCUUUCAGGCAUUCAGGACCUGUUGCAGACGAAUCAGCUGGAUCGGGUGAAGGUAGUUGUCCUCCGUUUCUACUUCGGGUUUUUCCAGUGCCAAGUAGGCAACUAUAUCUUAUGUGUGUGCCACAAUUAUGUGUCUUGAUAUCUAUAUCGAUUUAUAUAUAAGUUUAAAGAUAACAUGAGCGAUCUAAUAAAGUGAUUUAUAUAUGUUCCAUGCCCUUCCAAUGCCACCUCAUGUAUUUUUAAAGGACAUAACAUCCAUCCAUAAUGACGUGUUUCCCAGAAUUUAAGAUGUGCAGUGAAAAUUAAUAAAGUACUCAAAUGAUAUCUCUCA